This is a messenger RNA of Spodoptera littoralis (African cotton leafworm), 945 nucleotides long. The record is from the annotation of a GenBank genome assembly. Lineage: Eukaryota; Metazoa; Arthropoda; Insecta; Lepidoptera; Noctuidae.
AUGAAGACUGGUGUAACAUGUUCUGUUAUUUGGUUAUUCUCUCUAUUUUGCUACACAGAUGCAUCAUCAAUCCGUUGUGAAUACAAGUACAGCAGUAAAGCCAAGGGUUGGUUCAGACAUUUCGUGGUACCAGCUACUUGGGCUGACGCACGACAACGCUGCACAUUGGAAGGUGCAAUCCUGGCUUCUCCAAUUAACGCAGAUAUCGAAGCUGAGAUGAAGCACAUCAUACAAAACUUCUUCAAGGCGGAAUCAGAAAUCUUUACAGGAAUUCAUUCGAUUUUUUCACGAAGAUACUUCUAUACUAUUGACGGUAUACCUCUUAGUGAAAUUUCGGUAGUUUGGGCCAAGAAUGAGCCAAAUAAUGCUGGAAAUAAUGAACACUGUAUCACGUUUAAUGCGAAGGGCGCAAUAGCAGACAGAUCCUGUAAUGAGGCUCGACCUUACAUCUGCUUUCGUUCAGGCGAUCUUAAGACUGAGGCCAAUGAAUGUGGAACUGUAGAUCCUGAAUACAAUUGGGAUUCAAACACCACCUCUUGCUAUAAGUUCCACACAGUACCUAGCACGUUCACUCGUGCGCACUUCGCAUGUUCUGCUGAAGGUGGCCAUCUCGUCAUAAUCAACAGUGACGUUGAAGCUACAGUACUAAGCGACCUAUUCGCAAAAUAUCCACCUGAAACGAUGAUAGGCAAUUUCCCUAAAGCCUAUGCUAUGAUUGGUUUCUAUGACUGGGAGGAACGUGGUGACUGGAGGACCAUUCACGGUCAAACGCUAGACGAGGCAGGGUACAGCAAAUUCGCUGCUGGAGAACCAAACAAUAAUUUCGAGUCUGAAUUCUGUGGUUCCAUGCAUCAGUCCAGCUUGUUAAAUAACAUUGGUUGUGAGCAAAUUGCACCAUUUGUCUGUGAAAAACGACCAGAUUUUCCACCGGUUUGUCGUGUAUAA